GUGCCCAUUUGCUGCUGUCUUCAUUAGCACUCAGCUCCUCCAGAGGAGAACGAUCCACCCAGCUGGGAGACAGCAUCAUCCUCAUCAUCCUCCCUGGACCCCAUCACAGGAUACAAAUACUACAUCCUCCCCAUCUACAGCUCACCUUAGAACUUUCCCUAUUCCCUCUCUACACAAUACUUUAGGGUGGGCUCCAUCCAGCCCCUAUGUGGUGCAGGUCCCUUUUUUUUUUGGAGGAUGUGAUUGAUCAGGACUGAGUCUCCCCUGCAGCAACUUUCUUUCCUUGGGUGGAUUUCAUUGUGCGGAUCAUCAGUUGUGUCGGAUCCCAAGGAGGGGGGUUGUGUCGGAUCCCAAGGAGGGGGGGUCGUGUCUCCUCCUGAUCCAUUUCCCAAAAGCAGCCAGACAGGGACAUGCAGCAUGAUCAAUGACAAGAGGCAGUGCGGAGCCCUGCUGCAUGCUGAGCACUCUACAGCUACUGGGCUCAGAUGAUCUAGACUUGUGCCAGCUGUAAGCUGCACCACCCUGUGUCACUGGACAGCAGCAGGCACCGGACAGCAUGGACCAGUCUGGCUGAGGGAUUACCAGCUUGGCAGCCCAGCUCAGUCUUCUUCUUCUUUCAGACACGCCCUGGAGACAUCAGAAGUGGAUUAUUAUUGCAGAGGGGCAACUUUCUACCUCCUAUAGAGUGUCAGCCCACCAUGGCAUCUGUCAGGUGGGCACUGUGCAUCCUCUGCCUGGCUCAUGUUGCUGCUGGACUGUAUUUUACAAGAAAAGACUACCUUGAAGAUGUAUACCGAAACCAGCCGGCUGGAUCAAUCAUCUUACAAGUCCAUGCAAUGAGUGAUGUUCCGGGAGAGGAACGGCACUACACACUAUGUCAUACCUAUAUGUAUGAGAAAUAUAAGCGCUUCUUCCACAUGGAUCGGAAUACGGGAAUUCUCUAUCUGAACCAGACCAUGACAAAGAAAGACUUCGCUGAAAUCAGUUCAAAAUCGCCCUGGUUCAAACUGAAGGUUUCCACCGCCAGUUUAAAGGAGGACUGUGACAAAGCGGCCUUUUCUAAUAUAUACCUGUCAUUUAAGAACAUUAUGAUCACCAACUGUUCCUCUCUGCAGUUAAAAGACUUUUGCUUUGGUAACUCGGAUCUCUUAUUCCACAUAAAAGAGGAAAGACCUCCUGGCAGAUUUUACCAGUUCCAUCCACGCUUUACCCUACAGAAAUGUCGUAAUGUUAGUGUCUCCUAUGCAUUAAUACUAGACAAAGACUCGCCCUUUUAUUAUAACCCAAAUUCAUCAGAAGUGUUCCUGUCACGCUCCCUUGAUCGAGAAAUGAGGGAGAACUAUGAUUUGGUAGCAAAAUGUACAGUGAGAGAUAGCACCAGAGAAGUGGAUGUUGAACAGUCUUUCCAGAUCAGGGUGGAUGAUAUUGAUGACAACCCUCCACAAUUGUUCAAUGACACUAAUACGGUUAAUAUGGUGGUGGAAUAUGAUAGAAAGGAGGGAACAAUACUUGGGUCAUUACUUGUUCUGGAUCGUGACUCAACUCCUGUCUAUCCUCCAGGGAGCAGUCACAACAAGUACAAUGAGACCAUCGUCAACAAUGAAUCAUUUGUACAGGAAAUGUUCCAGGUGAAGCGUGAGCUUAGCGAGUAUAAAUUCUGGUCAGAUGGCCACAGCAUCCGAGGAACACUUCAUGAAUUUAAGCUGCUGCUGAAGGAAGGAGUACCCAUAACCAAAAAUAUGUCCAUACAAGUCAUUGUUUUGGUGAAUGAUACAGAAUACCAUAAUCCUGGAGGAGUCGUACUGUUGUAUUUUAAUGUCACUAUCCUGCCGGUAGAAAUUCAGUUUACUGAUACUACUUACCAGUUUACUCUGAACCGAAAUGCUGACCGUUUCGCCCAGGUAGGAAGAGUGUGCAUUGAAAACUGUGAACUCUUGAAAGGAGUCAAUGUGACUUACACGUUACAGACACCGAACAACACACGUCUCAUUGCUAUCCAAAAGGAAGCAGAAGAAAUGUUUGCAACUCUGUAUGUUCAUGACCCGGUUGCUCUGGUGAAUCACAGUGAAAAGGAAUUCAUGUGCAGCGUUUCCGUAUCCAAUGCGGAGCUCAAGAACCCAAUUAAAGCCCAGGUUACAGUAAUUAUAGUGGGGAUACCUAAAAAAACGGAUGAGGACUGUCCUCGCUCCUGCUCAGGGAACAAGCAUCAAGACGAGUGUGAGAUGUGUGGGGGACUGGGCUCCCUCACCGGACGGUGCCAAUGGAGACAGGGACAUGGUGAAGGUAUCAGCAAAAACUAUUCUACCUGUACCCCAAGUACCGCAACAUGCCCUGAUGGCAACUGUGAUUCUGUGGAGAGCAAAGAUCCAUCAAUCUGCCCCCAGGACUGCACAAAGCUGGAUAUCAUUGGUGGUCAUGAAAAAGGGAUUCCUGCUGGAAUUAAGGCAGGCCAUGGCACAUGUUAUUGCUUUCUCCCUAACAAGUGUUUCUGCGAGAACAACAUUGUAGAGGUUCCGCUGUGUGACGAAAUGUGUAAAACAGUCAUAGCAUGUGGAGUAUUCCUGUCCUUCAUAAUCUCGGUGCUGCUCUCGUCAUAUUUUAUUCAUCGCUAUCAUAAGAACUCACCCAAGCCUCCAAUCGCUUCUGCUGAGAUGACUUUCCGCCGGCCUGCCCAGUCUUACCCAGUCAGCUAUUCCUCUAACAAUGCUCGUCGUCCAUCUCUGGAUUCUAUGGAGAACCAGGUGUCUGUGGAUUCGUUUAAAAUACCUGAGGAUCCAAAGUGGGAAUUUCCCCGGAAAAACCUGGUCCUGGGUAAAACUCUUGGAGAAGGAGAAUUUGGAAAGGUGGUUAAAGCAACAGCAUUUAGACUAAAAGGAAAAGCUGGUUAUACUACAGUGGCUGUGAAAAUGUUAAAAGAAAGUGCAUCACAGAGUGAGCUACGGGAUCUUCUUUCUGAGUUUAACCUCCUGAAGCAAGUAAAUCAUCCACAUGUCAUAAAGCUGUAUGGGGCCUGCACUCAGGAUGGUCCCCUGCACCUCAUAGUGGAGUAUGCAAAGUAUGGUUCUCUGCGUAGUUUCCUGAGAGAAAGCCGCAAAGUUGGGCCUAGUUCUGUGGGUGGUGACUCUAAUCGUAACUCCAGCUACUUGGAUAACCCAGACGAGAGAGCCCUGACAAUGGGAGACCUCAUCUCCUUCGCAUGGCAGAUAUCCAGAGGAAUGCAGUAUUUAGCAGAGAUGAAGCUUGUUCAUCGAGAUCUGGCAGCCAGAAAUGUACUGGUUGCUGAAGGUCGCAAAAUGAAAAUAUCAGACUUUGGUCUUUCUAGAGAUGUAUAUGAGGAGGACUCGUAUGUAAAAAGAAGCAAGGGAAGAAUACCAGUGAAGUGGAUGGCGAUAGAGUCCUUGUUUGAUCACAUUUAUACCAUGCACAGUGACGUGUGGUCUUUUGGUGUUCUACUAUGGGAGAUUGUUACACUUGGUGGUAAUCCAUACCCUGGCAUUGCUCCAGAGAGGCUUUUCAACCUUCUAAAAACCGGUUACAGGAUGGAAAAGCCUGAGAACUGCAGUGAUGAAAUGUACAAUCUUAUGCUAAAAUGCUGGAAACAAGAGCAAGACAAAAGGCCAGCAUUUGGAGAAAUCAGUAAAGAGUUGGAAAAGAUGAUGGUGAAAAGUCGGGAUUACCUGGACCUUGCUGCAUCCACACCUGCAGACUCCAUGUUGUACGAUGACGGCCUUUCUGAAGAAGAGACGCCUCUGGUGGACUGUAAUAAUGCCCCACUCCCUCGAACUCUUCCCUCAACCUGGAUUGAAAACAAACUCUAUGGCAUGUCUUAUCCGAACUGGCCUGAAGAGAGCCCCGUUCCAAUCCCGAGAUUCGAUGCCAAUAAGUCUGUUUUUUCAAGAUAUGCAAAUGACUGUGUUUAUUCUAAUUGGAUGAUUCCACCCUCAACGGCAAAAUUUAUGGACAAGUUUGAUAGCUAAAUAUCAAUAUAUUUCCCCUAGAAGGUAACAAAUAUUAUUUAGCGGGACACCAAAUAUGUUUCAAAAGAAAUGCAACACGCAAGGAAUAAAUGGAAAGUCCGUCGCCUGGUUCUUUGUGCAGAUGCAAAAUUUGGUCAGACCAACGUUGCUUUUGUGUGUCGGUUGCACCAUGUUCUUUUGGCUUAACCUACCUCUAAGGCUGCUGGAGAGGAUUGCACAAGUUGCUUAAUGAAUAUGUAGUAUGCUGUUCUCCCUCGCAGUAGCAGACGUGGGGCUGUGUGUUUUUGAUUUUUUUUUUCCCCAAGACAUAUCAAACCAGAAAGACACACUCAGUAGAACCUUUUGUAUAUGCUAUUGCACAAAUCGUCUUAUCUACAGUAAACUCAUAUAUGUGUUGCUAUGAUAACAAACUCUCCUUUUACGUUUUCCUUUGACCAUAUUGCUCUUCAACUUAAACAUGUAUUUUUUUAGAUGUAUGUUUUAUUUUCAUUGGGGUUAUAACCCAACCCUCGUUUACUGGUUGCAUUUAGAGAAAAUUAAAAGAGAUGUGUAUAUGUAUAUACAUGCCGCAUAUGUUGUAAAUGAAGAUAGAAAAUUAUGUUCAGACACAAUUACACAAACACUAAUUUGAUUUACUUUCAGUCAUAAAUAUGGAAACUUUUAGCAUUUCCCUGAAGAAAGUAUACACGAGAAAGUGAGUUUUAAUUUAUAUAUACUUUAUUAGAAAUAUAACAACAGAUCAUGAUGACAAAAUGUGAUCUCUUUGAAGAUCACAGGGAAAGCAAAGAAUGACACAGAAUCUAUAUAUAUGAUUGUGUUUUAUUCAUUCUCAUUCUCGAGAUUCCAUAUCUCUGGCUUUUCCCAGUCUCUGCAGCAUACCUUGAUUACAAUAAAGCACAUAUAGCACAGACACAUGUACAAACUCAAAUUAGCCAGUAGGGGCACUGCUGAGCAGAUGGUUGCUGGCCACGGAGCAACAAGUUUGUUUCUGAGUAAGAAGGGGUCUUCUGGAGAGAUGUCAAAACAAAAACAAUACAAAAAUAAAAAAAAUACACAUAAUUUAUAAGGAAAAGCCAAAUACCUGUUUUUUCUCAAAUAUUUCAUUUUCCAGUUUUGUAUUCCUUUUAUAUGUAUUUUUUUAAGUACAGAAAGUGUAUAUUUUGGAUAUUAUUUCAGUUUGUUACAUGAGAUGUAUGAGGAUUGACUGCCUGUCAAGAUGGCCUGUUGAAAGAUGCCUUAUGAAGUCCAUAGCGAUAGUUAUUUUAUAUAUAUAUUAACUUGUCAAAGCUUGAUUACAUUUGCUGAUGUUUAACAUGUUCUGCCAAACCUGAGCCUAUAGUAGAACUAGUUUUUCUUCUUAUAUGUGAGGGGCCUUUAAAAUAGGUUCAGGUAUGUUUAGCUCCUCAUUGUCAUUAGACUGUUUCAUUGAAUUGUGAUCCACAGUGCUGCACAUUGUAAAAACCGUUCCCAUUUCCUCGUUCUGCCAUCAGUCAUACCAUCGAAGAGCUGUACUACAAUGUCAAUAAAUUAUAAUGUCCAGUAGAUAACUGUACCAAAGAAAGCUAUUAUGUUGUGCUUUACACAUUUUUUUUUAUUGCUAUAUUUAUUUUUGUUCAUUGAAUUUAAUUUUAUUGUUA
This is a messenger RNA of Rana temporaria (common frog), 5614 nucleotides long. It is a transcript of the gene RET, whose product is annotated as ret proto-oncogene. Gene Ontology annotation, biological process: multicellular organism development; homophilic cell-cell adhesion; cell surface receptor protein tyrosine kinase signaling pathway. The record is from RefSeq and is a predicted model, not a curated record. Gene Ontology annotation, molecular function: transmembrane receptor protein tyrosine kinase activity; ATP binding; calcium ion binding. The transcript is spliced from 20 exons. The coding region runs from base 699 to 3977 and encodes 1092 amino acids. NCBI's taxonomy places the organism in Eukaryota, Metazoa, Chordata, Amphibia, Anura, Ranidae. Gene Ontology annotation, cellular component: signaling receptor complex; membrane; axon.